CUCUCUUCCCCUGCUCAUUUCGACAUUUGAAGCCUAUACUCGAGCCGAGGCGUUGCAUAUAAGACUCGGGAUGUCAAUUCAAGCAAUCGUCUGUUGCAUCCAACAAUGGAUGGACGAUGCCAAAAUCUUCCCAAUAUCAUUAUCAUAAAACUUUCUAUCUUGACCUACAAAUGGACGGUUAAGAAGAAAUGCGGCAUUAUUCAACAACCAAAUUCGUUAGAUGAAUAGUUGAGAAUGAUGUCCAUUCAAACCAUCCCCACAACAUCUAUGGCUCUGAAAUUGAAUUUCUCAUCCGAAGUUUACGUAACUUCACGUUUUCCCUACUCUUCGUCCAUUACCAUUUCUGCGUUGCCCUUUGGACUCAAAACUCGCGACAAUUUACAGUUGUUUGGGGUUAAUUCAUUGAGGCUGUGCGAUCGACCAGCUCUAGCACCAGCAAUCUCCCGGCGGUUGUUCCUACCAUCAGUAUCAGGUAUUUGGGAUGCCUUAACCGGCGGAAACUCUGCUCGUGAAGCAUCAAUUGCCAUCAGACGAGGAAUGCAGCUCUUCAGACAGGGUGAUGUUCAUGGGUCAUUGGUGGAGUUUGAUAAAGCAAUUGAGUUGGAUCCUCGUCAGCAGGCAUAUCUUUGGCAAAGAGGCUUGUCGUUGUAUUAUCUGGAUAGGUUUGAAGAUGGGGCGGAGCAGUUCCGGUUAGAUGUUGCAGCAAAUCCAAAUGAUACAGAGGAGUCAAUAUGGUGCUUCUUAUGUGAAGCUCAACUGUAUGGAGUGGAUGAAGCAAGGAGACGAUUCCUGGAGGUUGGUCAAGAUCCACGGCCUGUCAUGCGCAAAGCCUAUCAUAUGUUUAAGGAUGGGGGCGACCCAGAAAAGCUUGUUUCUGCAUUUAUUGGUGGUCAGGAGCAUGAAUAUUUCUAUGCUUCUUUGUAUGCCGGGCUUUAUCAUGAAUCUCAGAACAAUCCAGAUGCUGCGAAGUUUCAUAUGCUCGCUGCAUGUCAGUCUCCAUAUGGACUGAGGUUGGAUGAUUACAUGGCUUCUCUUGCCAAGGUUCACUGCCUUUGUAGAAAUUGGAGCCCCAGCUAAUGAACAAUUCAGUCCUGGAAAAGGUGAUGAGACAUCGGUUGGGAUCGACCAUACACAAAGCUCACUUAAAAAAAAAAAAAAACACACGCACACACACCCCCACACACUCACGCCGUAGUGCGAUUUCACCACCUAUGGGUACUCGAACCCUUGACCAGGUGUUGAAACUCCUAAGAGUCUACCACCCUAGUAAGAGUAAGGACCCAUACACAAAGCUCACUUGAGGUUACAUCAUUUUGCAUUUUGGUGAAAGAUAAAGGGUAUAUGAUUAAAUUGUUUGUAUCUAAUUUAUUUAUUUAUUAUUUAUCGUAUUCUACUAUUGUUU
Molecule: messenger RNA, 1402 nt
Organism: Magnolia sinica
Lineage: Eukaryota; Viridiplantae; Streptophyta; Magnoliopsida; Magnoliales; Magnoliaceae
Exons: 9
Coding region: 235-1077 (280 amino acids)
Cellular component (GO): chloroplast
Molecular function (GO): protein binding
Source: RefSeq, a predicted model, not a curated record